Aedes albopictus (Asian tiger mosquito) is the source of this 772-nucleotide messenger RNA. RefSeq lists its product as uncharacterized. NCBI's taxonomy places the organism in Eukaryota, Metazoa, Arthropoda, Insecta, Diptera, Culicidae. The coding region runs from base 117 to 434 and encodes 105 amino acids. The transcript is spliced from 2 exons. The record is from RefSeq and is a predicted model, not a curated record.
UGGAAGUUGAUCUUCCCCGGAGGAGGAAGGGCGAUUGGCGUUUUCCUUGCGCCGAUAGUGGAGAAAAUCCAACGAGUUUGGGCGAUAUAUAAAAGCACGGAACGCCCAAACUAUCAAUGUUCUAUAGCUUGGGAUUCCUUAGAGAAAAGACAGAGUACAAAAUGAAGAUCCUCGUCUGCCUGUUUGCCCUGCUCGUGGCCGUCCUGGCGAGACCCCAGAAUCUUCCCUUCUACCAGGAAGGCCUCCAGAUUGGCAGCCGCAUCCAGUUCCUGGCCCCCCAUGAUACCGUCCUGGAUUACGGAGUAGUCCCGCUUGUCAACGUUCUGGAAGACAUCCCCUACACCGAGAACGUCGAUCUGACCCGUUUCCUCACCGGACUGGAUGCUCCCGUCGCCUCCAACCUGCAGCGUUCGGUCGGCGAAGCUCUGUCCUAAACACCCCAAGCUGGUACUCAACCCGUCGUAUCCAGACAACCCAGACCUCGGCAAACGACCCCGGAACAUUUCUAAUGGAAACCUUUCGGUGAUUGCAAUCAUCACGACGAUGCUGAUUCUGCAACAACUACUGACAUCUUUUGUGGCCACAAAGUUGACUUCUUCCGAUGCCAUCGGACCUUGUGUGAGAGUUAAAGACAUGAUUCGAACGAGAUACGUUGCGCGAACGUGUGUGAAAUCUUCAAAGCUAGUGAAUCCUAAAUGAAAAUAAAUUUAUUUUAUUUAUUCUAGACAGUAAGGCGUAAAGUGAAAACUGCGAAUAAAGUGACUAAAAUGUA